AAUUGACUUUCUGUAAAACCGGUGUAGUGUCAAAGUUAAACAUGUUCGCACAGUGUUUCCUUUGCUGCAACAACCGCGUUUCUCUUCUGUAAUUGUGAUAAGGAAUCAGAUGACAGUACUCUCACUUGCAGUCCAAACAUCAUCAUGCUUCCACCAGGGAGUAAAGAGUUUAUGGUCCGGAUACGGUUCUUCUGGCGUCCAUUGUUCCAAGGCAGGAACCUACUGCUCACAAACACACUGAGUGCAGGAGGCAUGCUGGCACUGGCAGACGUGCUGCAGCAGAGCCGGGAGACCCGCAAGGAGCCAGGCAGAGUCCGCAACUGGAAAAGGACAGGUCACAUGUUUCUGGUUGGCUGCUCCCUGGGUCCAAUGAUGCACUACUGGUACGGUUGGCUGGACAGAGUAUAUGUGGGCAACGCUCUGAAAACAGUCGGAAAGAAAGUGAUGGUGGACCAGCUGAUCGCCUCACCAACAAUGGCGUUAUGGUAUUUUGUGGGUAUGGAUGUCAUGGAGGGACACACUUUACCUGAGGCGUGGGCGGAGUUUAAAGACAAGUUCUGGGAACUCUAUAAGGCGGACUGGUGUGUUUGGCCUGCUGCUCAGAUGAUCAACUUCUACUUCCUGUCGCCCAAAUACCGAGUGUUGUACAUGAACUUCAUCACCUUAGGGUGGGACACGUACCUGUCCUACCUCAAACACAGAAUUGACAGCCCCCCAACUGCAGAGUCAUCAGACAGCAGUGAUGUUGAUGCACAGCAAGAGGGGCUCCCAGAGUCCAAACCUCUGGAACAGAAAUCGUAGAGAUGGAGUCGGUGCUUGUUGGUAAAACUCAAGGACAAAGAAGUAUCUGCUGGUUUAUUUUGUUCAUACUGAUUGUUUGAGCUUUUUUGUGUGACUGUGUCUGUACUCAGAGGAUUUGUGGAUGAUGAAGUAGAAGUGCUGGAACACUUUGCCUUCAUGUCUGUAGAGUUUUAGUGUGUCUCCGUCCAGUGUGUUUGCUUAAUUUCUGUUUGAAUAAUGUGCAUUCAGGGAUUAAAAGCUGUGUCACUGCCCAUAAUGAUAAACCAUCUGCUGGUAGUCAUUUCCUUUUUAAUACAACCUUGAGUUGCUAACUACUAUCAUUAACAUGAUGUUCAACAAACCACUGAAUGGACGAAUCAUUUUAAAAAUCUGUUGCCUAUUUUGUGUUGGUGCGUCCAAAGAUCAGCACUGUGCAAAC
Labrus bergylta (ballan wrasse) is the source of this 1219-nucleotide messenger RNA. RefSeq names its product mpv17-like protein 2. NCBI's taxonomy places the organism in Eukaryota, Metazoa, Chordata, Actinopteri, Labriformes, Labridae. Gene Ontology annotation, biological process: cellular response to reactive oxygen species; mitochondrial ribosome assembly. Gene Ontology annotation, cellular component: membrane; mitochondrion; cytoplasm. The record is from RefSeq and is a predicted model, not a curated record.